UUCGGGGGUUACUAUGGGGGGAGGGAGAUGCACUGAGCUCGGUUCGCUUUACUAAUGGAAAUCAUCUCUCUGGAGCGUAGGGGAUAUCGAGCUGAGUCGGCUAUGAACACUAUGGAUCUGGAUGGUUAUUAUUGGCAGAGAAUGGUAACCCAGCAAUGACAGACCUUUAAGUGAUCUACAUUGUUCAAAGAAGACUGAUCAUGGGCUCAUCUCACUGGACACUGACAAAGAUACUCUUACUAGUUGUUCUAUACCUGAACUCCUAUGAGGCAGCUCAGGACAAAUACCUCACAGGACAAAAUAAAAAUGCUGUUUUGUACACGCCUUCAGUGGAUUUUUUGGUAUUGACAGAGAGCACCCCCACACUGGCACCUUUGUGGGUGCAAAGCAGUUCCCCAACCUUUGCUGGAUACCAGAAGGAUGAGCAUGUAUCACAAAGUCCAGCUUUGGAUAAGAAUAUCAUGGACUCCACGCAGUUGUUAAAAGAAAGCCCCACAUCAGAUGAUGUCUCUUUGCAGUCACCUUUUAGCAUCCUUACACCAGCAUAUCAAACAACAAAUUCAGAUGAAAGUUCUAAUACAGGGUAUCAAACCGUGCCUGAGUUAUCGAUUUCUCAAUGGCCAACACCAGGAUUGGAUCAAACAACUGAUCAAACUCAGUUUUCAUAUACUGCGCCCCAGUUCACCAUAGCAACAGUUCAGGAAUCAAAGUUGAACUCAAACACAUCUCCUUUUACCAUUCCAGUGAAGGAAAGUGACUCCCCUACGGUUACUAAUAGAUUAAAUAGUUUAUCUUCAUCAGAUGCUGUUACAUUUUCUCUACCAUUGUUCUGGACCUCAACAAAGCAGACAGAAAAUGAUACAGAACUGCUUAUGGGAAAGGGCGGACUGAUAUCUUCUGCAAUGCCAACACCGGUAGAAAAUGUAGAUGAAAUGUUAGUAACUGUACCUGCAUAUGUAAUAUCAGACAGUACUCAGUCAAAUAGUAUGGAAUCUUUGGAAAUUUCCACAGAGACAGACAGGAAACCAUUGGAUCCAAUGAGUGGGGAACCAACCAAGUUUCCAUUUGCAACUAAAGGAAACACUGACCCACCCGGUACUCAGCCUGGUUCACAGGACUCCUUAGCAGAUUCUUCCUUCCUGGAUUGUUUUCAGUCUGAAGAUUGUGAUUCGGUAACCCUAAGCACCGCCCCCUCUAAGGUGGAAAAUAAUCUCUAUGGACAUUCUUCACUCCUGCCAUUUAGACCAAUAUUCAUUACCCUGCAUUCUGACUGGAAUACAUCUGUUGCAGACUGGGGUGUAGCCUGGGAAGCCUUAGUGUAUGGCUCUGUGGGUCUUUUUGGGUCAGUCGCUCUUCUCUCCUUUCUCUCCCUUUUUUGCUUGGUGUUCCGAUGUCCUUCAGGAGGCCACUAUUUAGCUGUUUUACAUCUGUUUUUGAUAUUUGUAGGGAGCAGCCGGGCUUUUUCUCUCUUCUAUGAUGCAUAUGGGCACCAAGAAAAACUACCAGUUUUUAUUGCUAUACUAUUGCAUGAACUGGCCUUUCCUUGUAUGACAACAAGUUUCAGUAUUGUCUUCCUUCUGCUGUCCUCAAGGUGUCAGAUGCAGCGCUCAACUCCAAGCUUACUCCGACUCUGCAUUUUAUCUGCUACAGCAGUUCUCCACUUUGUUGUCUCAGCAGGAGCAGUGAUAUUAGUUGAUGUCUUACAGAAGUUUGCCUUCCUUCUACUUGUAUCCCAUGGAGUCUACAUAACUUUGGCUGUUCUUCUUUCUCUUUCCUUCUUUGUCUUUUGUUGUAUAGCAAGAGUCCAAACCACUCAGAUUUAUGAUCUUAAAAAUUCAGCUCCUCCUGUAGAAUAUAGUAGUGGGUGUCCUUUUGCAAACUCAAAGGACUGGAGUCGAGCAACUCACAUUGUUGUGAUUGCUUCCAUCUUUAGCCUUUUAAAUGCCGUUCUUCAGCUGUAUGCAAUGCUUUAUGCCAUGGGCUAUGGUGGAUCAAUUGUGUUUGGACCUUGGACUUGGUGGGCCUUCCAGCUCAGUUCAAGCCUAUGUGAAGUAGGUGCAUGUCUACCCCUUGCUGUAGUUGGUACCUACCCCCUAUUUAGUUCUAAUGAUAUUGGGAGGAACAAUUGCUGGACAAAGUUGUUUUGUCUUACUCCUGGUCACGUCACAAUGAAAGCCAACAUUCUUCAAGCCAAUUCUCAGUGGUCCUCAUCCCAGCAUGAAAAACUGCUCAUCUGUGAUACUAUAAUUAGAAGUGACUCAGAGUUCUUUCCCCUUUAUACAUUAGUGGAGAAACGAAUGAGCCUUGGAGAAGACAUAAGCUUAAUCUACAACAGCACUAAAAGCCUUGAGGUUCAAGGUUUGAGUCUUCACAAUAGCUCUAAGACGCCAUCUUUUAUUAGUGUACAGGUGGACAGUGACUCAACUGUUGAUUUUCAGCCCCCGUCACCAAUCAACUUGCGUCGUAGUAUUGAUGAGGCCCUAUUUAGUGAAGCUCUAAUACCCAAAAGUCUGUUUCAUGGCACAGCAUUGUCCAGCAGCUUGUCUCUCACAAUCAAGAGUACUACACAGCUGGAAGAGAACAUUUUCAAAGAAAAGGCCUCUGACAGGGGACUUUACCGAACAUCUUCCUGCAUGGAGAUGGACACUGGUUUUCCAGCUACAAGACCUGCUGCCAACACUUGCAGACAGGGCAAUUUAUCUUCCCCUUCUUCACAGAUAUGGAGAGGCAAAGAAAGCGCCACUAGCUCUCUGUACAAGGUAUCUCAAGAUGGAUCAUCCUUGGUUCUUUGUUCAAGUUUUGACAAUGCAAACUCCUCCACCUACAGCUAUGAGAAGAAACAAGGAUGUAGUCAGCAGUCAAAGGGAAUGUAUCAUACUUUGCUUCCUCCAUCUCAGGAGUCAUUGGAUAUGACAACCAAAAAAGAACAUACCCUAAGUGGUGACUUCAAAGAUGUAUUUGGGCCUAUUGAUGCACUGAGUGUUAGCAGUGACACUAUAGACCUCUGAUGUAGCUCACAAACUGUAUUAAUGGAAAGGCCGUAUACAAAAACUUAAAGGUGCACCUUAUUACUUUUACAAGGAUUCAUGAGACAAGAGUGCAUACAUGCCAUUUCUUUUUGGGAUUAGAUUAUUAAUCAAUUUGUAAGAUGAAAUGGCAAAUAUAACAUUUAAAUUGCUACUGAGCUUUCCAGUGCUUGAAUAUUAUACAUAAAUAUUGCAGAACAUUUACAAAUCUUUAUAUAUUUUUUAUUUUAUAAUGAUAUCAUAUAUACAAUUUAAAAACAAUAUUAGGAAUGGUUGGCUAUAUUUUCCUGCUCACAAGUUAAAGUUAAUUCAAAUCCUUGUGAUUUAAAUCACUGUGGCUUUUGUGUUCAUACCCUUGUCAAAGUGGUGUGAUUUCCUUAUGUAAUCUAUGGGUACAGACGACAUAUCAAAGUAUCAAAUCUUUAUUUGGCCAGCUUAGAGAACUUUACAAACAGAAAAAAAAGGUGACUUGUUAAUUGAGUGUUAGAGGGUUAAUAUAUUCUUAUGUGUAUUAGAAAUUUGUAUUUAUUAAAAAAUAAUGUGGUGUUACCAUGUUCAGCAUCCAUAGCAUACACACCAAUACACAAAUAUAUUCCAAAAAGAGAAAACUUAUGCUGGGGGGAAGAUUUUCCUUAGGAUUGUACAAUCAAGUUGCUAGACACGUACUGACAAACUCAUUUUAUGGCUUUUCAAAAGUUAUUUGUUACGGGUGAGAGUGAUCCCUUAUCCGGAAACCCGUUAUCCAGAAAUUUGCAAAUUACGGAAAAGCCAUCUGCCGUAGACUCCAUUAUAAGCAACUCAUUUUUAAAAAUUGUAAUUAUUUCCUUUUUCUCUGUAAUAACACAACAGAACAUUGUACUUGAUCCCAACUAAGGUAUAAUUACUCCUUAUUGGAGGCAAAACAAGCCUAUUAGGUCUAUUUAAUGUUUAAAUGAUUUUUAGCAGAAUUAAGUUAUGGAGAUCCAAAUCACAGAAAGAUCCCUUACCAGAAAACCCCAGGUCCCAAGCAUUCUGGAUAACAGGUCCCAUACCUGUAAUCAUUUGGCAAAUACCAAAUUGUAUAUUUUAGAUUAACGUGAGUGAAGUUAUGAACUGAUUCAAACUUGAUUUAUUUAGCUUUAUUUCUGAAAGCAAAUAUGUAGGUUGUAUAUUAUCCACUUACUCACUGAUAAGGUCCUAUAAAAUUAUACACUCAUAAAAAGAAAAACACAUUUGUAACUUGCUUUAAAUAAACAGACAUUCCACACAUUUGAAAAUGUACAUGCAGUUUUACUUGCUGUGUCUAUCUUCUUGACACCUUUAGUACCUUAAGGGCAGUGGUACACGGGAAGAUUAGUCACCCUGCAACAAAUCUUCGUUGUCGCAGGCAACAAUCUCCCUGCAAUGCCAUCCCACCAGCUAGAAUGUAAAUCACUGUUGGGAUGGCAUACACGUUUCUGCCGAAGUUGUCUUAAGAGGGAACUUUGGGCGAAUGAAGGACAUCGCAGUGACGCGUAUGCCAUCCCACACGUGAUUUACAGGCUAGCCAAUGGGAUGGCAUGGCGGGGAUAUUAGUCACCCACGACAAUGAAGAUUUAUUGCUGGGUGACUAAACUCCCUGUGUACCCAUGCCCUUAGCGUAAAGACACACGUAGUUACUAGUAGAAGCUAUUUUUUCAUGGUUACUGAAUGCCAGAAAAUACCCUGCCAUAGACAAUACUGAGAAUUGCCUCUGCUAAAACACAUGUAGAGACUGUUAUCAGUAAAUGCUCAGCAUUGUCUAUUUUAGUAGUGGCAGUAACAAGUAGCUGCUACUAGUAGCACUAGCUCUGUGUGUCUUCACCCCUAGGGUUCUAUAUUCAACGUGGUCCCUUCAGCUUUAUAGCUCAGAAAACUUUGCAGCCUCUCCUAGAUAAGGAAGAGUUUGUUUUUGCACAAAAGUUGAACAAAGGCUAACCAGUACGAUAAUAUAUAUAUAUAUAUAUAUAUAUAUAUAGUAUGUAUAUAGUAAGUAUGAGCUAUAAAAGGGAUUUGUGAUACUGUACCUAUACAAGAACGCAAAAUUACCUACAACUAUUAAAUUGUUUAGCACUAUUCAUUAAGAGUGACUACAAAUAUGCUUUUUAACAUUUUGUAAUCAUGGUAUAAAGAUCCUUUUGAUGCUUGCCCUUUACUCAGUUGAUAUCAAACAGGGUUUCUUAAAUAUUGACAUGCUGGCAAAGAGUUCAGGUCAUUUCAAAGUUGUAAGUUUUUGAAAGUUAUGUUGAAAUGUACAAAAUACUUCCAUCUCCCACCACAUAUUGUAUUCCUUAAUGACUGAUCUGAAAUGUGAACUGAUUUAUUAAUAAAAGUAUUUUCAGACAGGU
This is a messenger RNA of Xenopus tropicalis (tropical clawed frog), 5371 nucleotides long. It is a transcript of the gene prrt4, whose product is annotated as proline rich transmembrane protein 4. Bases 201 to 3008 code for a protein of 935 amino acids. The record is from RefSeq and is a predicted model, not a curated record. The transcript is spliced from 3 exons. Lineage: Eukaryota; Metazoa; Chordata; Amphibia; Anura; Pipidae. Gene Ontology annotation, cellular component: membrane.